GUCAUCGUUGUCUUGGCCAAAACCCUAAACCCCUAGGUACUAGAGGAACAAGGAGAGAACCGUCUCCUUCCCUCUCUCUGCCAAGUUCAAAAGAGAACCCAAAAAAGCAAUGGGAAUUUUCGAACCCUUUAGAGCAAUAGGAUACAUCACAAGCACGGUUCCUUUCUCUGUUCAGAGAUUGGGCACUGAAACUUUCGUCACCGUCAGUGUCGGCAAAGCUUGGCAGAUUUAUAACUGUGCUAAGCUCAAUUUGGUGCUUGUUGGUCCUCAACUGCCAAAAAAGAUUCGAGCUCUUGCUUCUUAUCGUGACUACACAUUUGCUGCAUAUGGGAAUGAUAUUGCAGUAUUUAAGCGUGCGCAUCAGGUGGCAACUUGGAGUAGGCAUAAUGCCAAGGUCAAUUUGUUGCUACUAUUUGGAGAGCAAAUCCUCAGCAUUGAUGUUGGUGGUAAUAUGUUCAUGUGGGCAUUUAAAGGUAUCCAACAGAAUCUUGCUCCAAUCGGACAUGUUAUGCUAGAAGACAAGUUCAGCCCAAGCUGUAUAAUGCAUCCAGAUACUUACCUAAACAAGGUGAUUCUUGGGAGCGAGGAAGGCUCUCUGCAACUUUGGAACAUUAGCACAAAACAAAAGCUGUAUGAGUUCAAAGGCUGGAAAUCAUCUAUAUGUUGUUGUGUUUCGUCACCUGCACUAGAUGUUGUUGCAGUCGGCUGCGCUGAUGGAACUAUUCACAUUCACAACAUUCGAUAUGAUGAGGAGAUAGUUACAUUUAGUCACUCUACACGAGGUGCUGUGACCGCCUUGUCUUUUAGCACUGAUGGACGACCUCUUGUAGCAUCUGGAGGUUCAUCUGGUGUUAUAAGCAUAUGGAAUCUAGAGAAAAGAAGGCUCCAAUCGGUUAUAAGAGAGGCUCACGAUAGUUCAAUAAUUUCUCUACAUUUCUUUGCCAAUGAGCCAGUGCUGAUGAGUUCAUCUGCAGACAACUCCAUAAAAAUGUGGAUUUUUGACACAAGUGAUGGGGAUCCUCGUCUUCUUCGCUUCAGAAGUGGGCACAGUGCUCCUCCACUUUGCAUAAGUUUCUAUGCCAAUGGGAGGCACGUUCUAUCUGCUGGUCAAGAUCGCGCUUUUCGUCUUUUCUCUGUCAUCCAGGACCAACAAAGUAGAGAGCUUUCUCAACGUCAUGUAACUAAAAGAGCUAAGAAACUCAGGGUGAAGGAGGAAGAGAUAAAGUUGAAGCCUGUUAUUGCAUUUGAUUUUGGUACAAUCCUUCUCUACGAGCAUUUUUUUCAUGCAUUAAUGGAUUCAUUUGAACUCGGAAAAAUGAAAAAUGUUGAAAAUAGCAAUUUCAAACUAGUUAUAUCAAAUGUCCUCAUAAUUUUUUUAGUAAUUGCUUUUUGUUUUUUCUUGGGGGUUGUUAUUUUGGCUUCUGUUCAUAUUGCAACCUACAAAUAUGUCUCAGCCAUUUCACUGGACUCUUUUAUCUUAUGCUUCUGAAUGUUUUAUAUUCCUUCCCAUUUAUUCAUUCAUUUCUUAAUCCUGUAUUACUUAUCUUUCCAUUUGUGUACUGCCUAUUUU
Molecule: messenger RNA, 1570 nt
Organism: Vitis riparia (riverbank grape)
Lineage: Eukaryota; Viridiplantae; Streptophyta; Magnoliopsida; Vitales; Vitaceae
Product: U3 small nucleolar RNA-associated protein 21 homolog
Exons: 10
Coding region: 110-1489 (459 amino acids)
Biological process (GO): rRNA processing
Cellular component (GO): small-subunit processome; Pwp2p-containing subcomplex of 90S preribosome
Molecular function (GO): protein binding
Source: RefSeq, a predicted model, not a curated record